This is a messenger RNA of Ramularia collo-cygni, 819 nucleotides long. Its product is annotated as related to SPS19 ### peroxisomal 2,4-dienoyl-CoA reductase. The coding region runs from base 1 to 819 and encodes 272 amino acids. The transcript has 2 exons. The record is from RefSeq and is a predicted model, not a curated record. Lineage: Eukaryota; Fungi; Ascomycota; Dothideomycetes; Mycosphaerellales; Mycosphaerellaceae.
AUGUCUUUCCUGGCCGUCGAAGGAUGUCAUGCUUUCGUGACAGGUGCUCAGGGAGGCAUCGGUCGAGAAAUCGUGAAAGAGCUACUUGCGGCGGGUUGCAAAGUCACGGCACAUGAUCUCCGACCUGCUGCAUCGGCUGCAGAGACAAAUGUGUUCAAUGUUGAAGGAGACAUUAGCGACGAGCAGUCCAUCUCACAAUCGWUACAAGCCGCAGUGGAGAAGUUCGGCCCGAUAAACAUUCUCUCUGCCACGGCCGGUAUUACCAACGAACAGAGUCAUCCGAAUAUCUGGGAGAUGCCUCUGGAGACUUGGGAGAAUGUCUAUCGGGUAAAUGUCCGUGGUACAUUUCUGACUAUCAAGCACUUUCUGCUUGCGGCGAUCAAAGCUCAAGAAGAAUCUGGCCAGGAACUUGAGAAUCUCUCUAUCGUUGUGAUUGGCAGUGAGUGUGGCAAGUUUGGACAGGCUGGGCAUUCAGAAUACGCAAGUGGUAAAGCAGGUCUACAGUAUGGACUCGUCCCAACCGUGAAGAACGAGAUUGUACGAAUCAACUCAAAGGCACGAAUCAAUGCGGUGGCGCCAGGUUGGGUCAACACGGAGCUUAUUGGCGAUCGACUUGAUGAUCCAAGAGAAUUGUAUCUUGAAGCCCAGGGGACUGUCCCGUUGCGGAAGAUUGCUCAGCCAGAGGAUGUGGCCAGGACAGUGGCGUUUCUCGCAAGUCAUCGUGCAGCAGGACACAUAUCCGGGCAGUGCUUGAGUGUCGAUGGGGGCAUGGAGGGGCGGAUCGUUUGGCGAGAAGAUGAGAUCUUGGGGAAGAAGUAG